Eimeria maxima is the source of this 261-nucleotide messenger RNA. RefSeq lists its product as hypothetical. The record is from RefSeq and is a predicted model, not a curated record. NCBI's taxonomy places the organism in Eukaryota, Apicomplexa, Conoidasida, Eucoccidiorida, Eimeriidae. Bases 1 to 261 code for a protein of 86 amino acids. The transcript has 3 exons.
AUGCUUGUUUCCGCAGUUGGGCACGGCAACGCACUGCGUGAGGACGACCACUUAAGUGUGCGAAGGAAGGGAGUGUACAGGGCAGUGCAGGACUCGGUUGACAGGGUGGCGAACUGCGCAGCAGAGGUUCACAGGGCUGCUGCUACUGGUGCACAGGGUGCGGUGGUGUGGCUGAGGCAGUUGGAUGCUGGUGAAAUGUAUGGUGGAGCUGCCUGGUUGUUCAGAGGCUCAACAGGGUUGUUUCGACAACAAGGGGUGUAA